CGGACAAGCCACCGAUAGAAGGAUGCCUAGAGGCUCGGGAUCGUAAGUAGCGUUGUAUUUGCCAUAAUCCAAUUUACAGCAUUCAACCCAAGCCACUUCAGCAAUGAUCCGACCGGUGUCGAAUCUACAAAUGCAGCGUGUGGGGAAGCCUCAGCUUCAAUCGCCCAGCAAGCCUCUGAAACAAUCGACCACGACGACAUCGAAGUCACCGAUCAAGAAGCACCUCCAGAAUGCCUCCGCACAGCUUGAUCCUAUGCCAUCGUCUCCUCUUCAUGGCCCGCUGAAAGCCAAGCUUCGCGCUUCAGUCCUCCAGGCUGUCCUGAAAUUACUGGACCAGGACGUGAACGCUCUCACCGGAGCCCAUGAAAUUCUCCAAGCUGCUGCUGCUCUACCGUUGUCUGAGCCAAACGUGCAACGUGCAACCAUCCAAGCUCUCCGUGGCCUGCACGAGUCUAUCACGAUGCCAUUGUUCGGUUACGACUCGGAAUCUUCAAACUCGAACUGGGAAACACCAAUCCCACUGAGUCCUCGAAAGCAAACGAACACUCGAGCCAAUUCGCUGCACCACUGCAAGGAAUUUUUGCUCGCUUGUGCUAACGAGAUCCACGAGCUUGAAGAUAUUCGUCCAGUGCAUUUCGACUACCCUGAGGACUCCUCGUCGUCGUUGAAUUUUGCUCAAUCCUCAACGUCUUGCAAGCAUUGCGCUGCGGAUUUCGACUACGCGUCGACAGUACAGUCAUCUAUUGAAAGUGAUGCCAGUAGCGACGAUACUCGAGCCGAUCGGGGCUCACAGUUCUCGGACGUUCUUCACCGUGCCGAGUACAUGAGUACCGUUGACGAGAUGUCAAUAAGGGAUCGAGUGGUUUGCCGUAAGGUGCUGCGAGCACUGCUCGACCUCGUUAAAACUCAACGCCGUCGUUCGAGUGCACCCAAUUUGGCGCUUAAGUUCCGAGUCUUCGAGUCUCUCAAGUUGCAAGCGAGCCUCAAUCGUAAGAAACUCGCCUUUCAGCGUCUCAAGAACGGUAUCCAUUCACGUCACCAAUUCAAUCCGGCGGCAAUAGUCAAGACUCAAAGAUCUUUGGACUUCCAGAUGCUCAUGGUGCACCACUCGGACGUGCUGUUGCUUAUCCUGGCACUCGUGUUCCUAGCUAAUCUGCCUGCCAAGUACGUUAUGUAGUAACAUGCAGCUUUGCCAUCAGGUUUAAAACCAGUAAAAACUUCAUUUUAAACAUGAGGAUGACAG
Phytophthora nicotianae INRA-310 is the source of this 1243-nucleotide messenger RNA. RefSeq lists its product as hypothetical. Lineage: Eukaryota; Oomycota; Peronosporomycetes; Peronosporales; Peronosporaceae. The coding region runs from base 104 to 1177 and encodes 357 amino acids. The transcript has a single exon. The record is from RefSeq and is a predicted model, not a curated record.